AUGUAUUGUCUAUUACGUUAUUCACAAUUAACACCAAUGAUAACAACUUUUGGAGUUACAACAUCUUCAUCAUUAUCACCUAUUACAAAUGAAUUAUCACCUAUGUUUUCUUCAAAUGAAGAAAAAACGAUUUCAAUAGAAAAUCCUAGUCCACAUCAUCUUACAGUUGAAUUAAAUGAAACACAUCGAAGAUCAAAACAAAGUGAUCGAUCACCGGUUGUAUCUUAUUAUUCACUUUUGCCAAAAGCCUAUUGA
This is a messenger RNA of Rotaria sp. Silwood2, 255 nucleotides long. The record is from the annotation of a GenBank genome assembly. NCBI's taxonomy places the organism in Eukaryota, Metazoa, Rotifera, Eurotatoria, Philodinida, Philodinidae.